Messenger RNA from Knipowitschia caucasica, 1026 nucleotides. NCBI's taxonomy places the organism in Eukaryota, Metazoa, Chordata, Actinopteri, Gobiiformes, Gobiidae. The record is from the annotation of a GenBank genome assembly.
AUGGAGGCGCCCGCACGGCAGCAGAAGACGGGGAAGAGGAGGAGAUGGGGCGGCCUGCGGCAGCAGUGGCAGCUCCUGGGGCUGUUUCAGAUCGAUGAGCAGCAUGAGUUUUACCAGCUCACAUGUAUGAUGAAACAGGGCCUGGCCACAGCCAUACAAAGCACUGGUUUCCACGUGCCAUCUGACUUCACCUUGGAGACAUUUGCAGGUCCAGCAUUUGCCAGUCUGCGAGGCCGUUUGGGUAUGACUGAGCAGGAGUACCAACAGUCCCUGUGCUCUGAACACUGUUAUCUUCAAUUCAUCAGUAACUCCAAGAGCAGGGCUGACUUUUUCCUGACGUAUGAUAUCAAAGGCUGUGAGGUGAGCCGAUGGACAGAGCCUGCGCCAGAGGAGAGCCAUAUUAUUGUGGUUCUCAAGGACCUUAACUUCGAAGGGCAAUUUAUUACAUUGAACCAGCAGAGAUCGUGGUUGCUGCGACAGGUGGAAAUAGAUACGCAGUUUCUUCGAAGACUAAAUGUUUUGGACUACAGCUUGCUCUUGGCACAUCAACCUCUGCAUUGGGACGAGCGACACCUGGGACACUCCUUUGCCAACAUCAUCAUCAGGACGAAGAGAUCCGUGAUCCCGAGUUACAGCCCGAAACAUCCUGUUGCCUCAGUCCCAGGGGAGGUUCCCGAGGAGGAUGUUGGGUGUGAAAAAGGAAGAACACUGACUGGAGAUGCACCUGUAGCUGAAGCAGUCUUCCCAGAGUGCACUGUGCCGUGCACUGACACCAUUGAUCUGCUGGACUACCAGGCUCAAAACCGUCGCCUACUUCCCAACUUAAAGAACCCUCUGCAUGUGAUUGAUGGGCCUGAGCAGCGCUACUUUAUUGGUAUAAUAGACAUUUUCACAGUGUACAGCUUUAAGAAGCGUCUUGAGCACUGGUGGAAAAGUCUGCGUCAUCCAGGAAAGAGUUUUUCUACAGUGAGCCCAAAUACUUACUGCACCCGGCUGCAGCGCUGGGUCCAGGACCACACCAAGUAA